Molecule: messenger RNA, 2876 nt
Organism: Tuber melanosporum (Perigord truffle)
Lineage: Eukaryota; Fungi; Ascomycota; Pezizomycetes; Pezizales; Tuberaceae
Exons: 3
Coding region: 143-2338 (731 amino acids)
Source: RefSeq, a predicted model, not a curated record
GUACACCUCCACACCCCUCCAACAUCCUCGCCCUUUCUCUAACCCCAACGACCUCAUCGAUCGACCAUACAUACUAGAUAACCAUACUUCUUACGCGACAUUAUUAUAGCGCCCUGGAUACAAUCCUGCCUACCAUACAGCAAUGAAUGACGGCGGUGACGGAAUAAUCAUCACCAGCAGCAAACCUGAGGGUGUCUCGAUAGAGGAAUUCAUUCAGCAGAGCGGCCUAGCCAUGCGGGUGCCAAACGAGCUCACCCUCAACAACCAUAACAACGCCUCGACAGGUAACUUGGCAAUACCUCCCCCAAUAGUGGAUCCGAAUGGUAACCGAUAUUCCUCACCUACGCGGCUUUCUCCAGAGCGGACAAUGGACGACAGGCUAUCGCCUGAGCGCGAUCUCGGCCUUACCCUCCCACGUUUACCUUCUUCACGGCACGUAUCUCCUGCAAGGGAGACUUCCCCGCAGCUGCCUUCGCCUGAUCCGUCUGAGCCAUCGUAUACCCCCGCGCCGACCGCCCCUUCUAUGACCCCGCCUUCUACUAUACCCCCGUCAUCCUUUGGUUCGACAAACCGCGCACCAUCGACGGCGGGGACGGAAAAUUCAUUCGAGUUUCUAUCAGGCUACGAACCGGUGCCUCCUUCGGAACGACACAAACAAUGGCACCGGGAUCAGCGCCGCGAUAUAUUCCACCCGACGCCCACAUCCGCAUUUCGUCCAAAUGCUGACCUUCCGCAUCCAAUAACCCCGCAUUUACUCAGAUAUUAUCCGUACGGCGGCCAGAAUGCGCCUGCCCCACCUCCCCCUCCGCAGUCGCAACCGCAACCGCAGGUGCAGAGAGGGGAGGAAUUCAUGAUGACGCGGCGGUACGAGCAAGAGUUACCGCCUCCGGGGCAGUCGCCGUCGCCGUUUAGAGGUCAGGGAGGGAUAUACGAGAGCAGAUUCAGCGCGCGUGGACAGAUGGUUAGCGCAUCAUCAGGUGGGCAUUAUAGAAGUUCUUCUAGCGACGUUUCUGUCGGCGGCAGCUCAUGUAGUGGGAUUCCGAGCUUUGCGAGAGAAUUGGAACCAAGAGGUUGGAGGUUUGAUCCUAUAUUGACAGAAUCAAGUCACCACUCUUCGCAGCCCGGAUCCGUGCAGAGGAAACCGGAUAGUAUUGCUUCGGUGUAUGCCAAUGAAUUCGCGUCCCAACUUGACCUGAUCCUCCGCUCAUUCAAGCGGCCCCUCGUCACGCUAAUAUUCCUCGGCUUCUUUGGGGUGAUAAUAUCAAUACUGAUGCAAAAUCUGAAUGCCGCCUCACAGUUUCCCGGACCAUUUUCACCAUACAAUCCGAAUUCUUCAUUCCGACAUGCCUCGUACGCCGACUUUCCGACGUUAAUGAACAUAGAAUCGUCGUUCGAGAAGAUUGUAGACUCUGCAGCUGGUGGUAGCGCUUUAGCUAGGGUGAUGAAGCAGAGCGAGAUGGCCGUCAGCGACCUGAGCACCGUCGUCCGAUACUCUGAAUUAAAGUGCAAAGAGACCCUUGCUGAACGCCUGGAUGUCUUUGCUAAAGAUGCGAAGAUGAACGUGAGAGCUUUACAGGGGUUUGGGAGUAAGGUUGGCGGAGUGCUAGACCAACUCCUCUCAAUAAACCAAUAUGCUCUUCUUCAGCUAACCACAAUUCAACACCAAUCUCACCACCAAUCCUUCCUCACCAAGCUCCUAAACCCAAUAAAAUCUCUCCUAACCUCCACCCCGACUCCCGAUUCAACAGACCCCCAAACACAUGCUCGCAUUUCUGAAACCUUUAACAAAGCCGCCGAAGUACUCGAGUCAAACCUCCGCCUGCUUGUCUCGGACGGCGAAACAAUUUUCACCUCACUAACGGCACUAACAGAGCAGCAUAAACCAAUCUACGACGAGAUCGUGCGCGAAGUAGUUGAUAUCAAAAAGGAAGAAGCGCUCGUGCUUUCUUCCUUGUGGACACGCUUCGGCGGCAACGCUGCCCAGCGCAAGAACUUUCGCGAGAACGCACAGCUCCUCGCCGUCAUUGGGAGUUAUGAGGAGCAAGCUAGGGGUUACGUAGAGAGCACAGUGUUAGAGUUAGACCGUAUGACGGCGGAUUUAGAGCUUUUAAGGAGGAGAGUGGCAGAACCAUUGUUGGUGGAAGGCGCGAGUGCGGGAGUGGGAAGGGCGGGAGAUAAAGCUAGGGGAGCCCAGAUUCCGCUCAGUGUGCACAUCGAAGCUAUCGAGGGGGCAGUGACGAGGUUGGUUAGGAAGCGUGCUCAGAGGAGAGAGAGGGAAGGGAAUUGGAUUGACAAAAUGGAGGGAGCAAGAAAGGAGGAAAUUUUGGUGGAGUCUUAGUGGGGGCAGGUUUCUCUUUUCUUUUGUUUUUUCCCUUUCUUGCUUGGCUUUGGUUUGGUGUUGUUAUCUGCAGUAACCCACAGCGAUUCUAUACCUCCUUUCUUUCUUUCAUCUGGGUUUGGGUCUUUCUGCUCUACUUCUAGUCAGCGUUUUUUUCUAUGGGUGGUCCACUUCCUUCUCUCAUUCUACCUACCUUUUCACUCAGGCACCGGGACGGGCGUAAUCGGUGGUUUCAAUCAUCGGAGUCACGUAGUCGUUUUUUCUUCCUCCUUAUAUCCUUUUCUUAUAUCUUUAUUUUUUUGUCUCUGCCCUUUUUUUUCUUUUCUUUUUUUUUUGUUUCGUAGUCUCUUGUGUUAGAGAAAAAGGUCUUGUAUAGUCGCGUGAUAUUCUUGUACAUUGCCGAGGUUUUAUUGGGAUUGGAAUUGUCUGCAGUGCGUUUGGAUUGGGUGGGAUGUGAAUUUUGCGAGAUUUUUUUGUAGGUGCUUUUUUAUUUAUUUUAUAUUAUAUAUUUGUUGAAAUUUUAUAGUGUUUGUUGAGA